AUGCUAACUCUACAAAUUUCAAGUAAUGGUUCAACCAGCGAAAAGCAGAACGCGAAUGUCAAGUCACAAGAUGAACUCCUACCGUCUUCAGACGUGACUUCUGAAGAAAUAUCAUCAUAUGAUACCGCCCCUGCGAAUGAUUCCGCAAAAGACGAACAAAAAGAAUUGGUUGCUUCACUGAAUAAUGUGAAAAUACAAGAUGAAGACUUUGUGGGUCACACUGGUGACCAACAAAGUGGUAGUCUAACCGAAACGUCCGCGAAUGCGAGUAAAGAAGGUGAAACAAAUGAAACAAAAAACAAUAUCGAGGAAUUUGUUAAACAAGACUCUAAAGAUAAUGAAAAUUCGGAUACGUAUCCAAAAGAGGCACAAGCAGAAACACAUGCCCCCGAAAAUGAGGCCACAAGUAAACAUACUACCGUCGCUGACGAAAAGAUCGACACACUUACUGAAGACCAACAAACAACUGCUGUCGAAUCCGCAGAUAAGGUUGAAACGUUGGACUUUUAUGAUGCGGGCCCUAAAGAAGAGGAUGAAGUUAAGCUUUAUGAUCCAUCAAGGCCGAUAACUCAUCGAAUCGAGUUAGCAAUACAAAAAUUUAGGAAGAAUCGGAAAUUCAAUCCAAUUCGUAAUCAGAUAUUUAGUUCCUACCUCCGUUUUGGCGGAAUUGACACGGGUCAAAAAUCGUUUCUUGGUAAUGAUGGAGAGGAUGAUCCUGAGGCGGAUGCCGAUGAAAUAUUGACACGUCGUUCAACCGACUUUAUUGAAGAUGAAGAAUUGGAAGUAGAUUUUACGUAUAUCAUCAAAGUUUAUCUUUCUAGUUAUUUGAUCGAUAAAUCCGGAUAUGUACAAAUGGAACAAUUUCGUGAAGCGCCUCUAGUUAUUAAUUCAUUUCUGAACUAUCUGAUAACGCAUGAUGUAUGUCCGGAAUAUAUAAAGGAUAUGGAACAAGCUUUGAAAAUUGUUGAACUUGCAAAGAAGGAGCUUCCAAAGUGUAAAUUAUUAGCACAGCUCGCGCCUGGAAAAUUCAAUAAGGCAUGCUCUUUAAUAUAUGGUGGUGAAUUGCAUGGCAUGUUCGAAGAUCCUUGGGGCGGUGAAGAGAAUGUUGCGAAUUUGAUUGGAAUUUCUCUUUCGGAAGGAGAACGAAUUGUCGAGAAAGUCUUUGGGAAAGGUGCAUUGAAAUUACACUGGACGGGAAAUACACGAAAAGCUUUGGAGGUUAAGGUUAUUGAGGUUGAACCAAUUCAAGAAAGUAGCGCGAAAGCCGCUGAUGAAGUUGUUACAACCGAAUCAGUAAACAAGGUUAUUGAGGUUGAACCAAUUCAGGAAAGUACCGCGAAAGUCACUGAUGUAGUUGUUACAACUGAAUCAGUAAACACGGUUAUUGAAGUUGAACCAAUUCAAGAAAGUACCGCGAAAGCCGUUGAUGAGGUUGUUACAACCGAGUCAGUAAACAUGGUUAUUGAGGUUGAACCAAUUCAAGAAAGUACCGCGAAAGCCGCUGAUGAAAUUGUUACAACCGAAUUAGUAAACAAGGUUAUUGAGGUUGAACCAACUCAGAAAAGUACCGCGAAAGCCGCUGAUGAAAUUGUUACAACUGAAUCAAUAAACACGGUUGUUGAGGUUGAACCAAUUCAAGAAAGUACUGCGAAAGCCGCUGAUGAAGUUGUUACAACUGAAUCAAUAAACACGGUUAUUGAGGUUGAGCCAAUUCAAGAAAGUACCGCGAAAGCCGCUGAUGAAGUUGUUACAACCGAGUCAGUAAACAAGGUUAUUGAGGUUGAACCAGUUCAAGAAAGUACUGCGAAAGCCGCUGAUGAAGUGGUUACAGCAGAAUCAGUAAACACCAAGGAUGCAAGCAUUUUCAAGAGUGAAAAAACGCAAUUUGAUGGGGACGAUGUGACGCAUUUACGUAAAAUGAUUGUGCAACCGUACGGAAACCCUGAGGAACCACCAUUUAUCAUUCAUCUUAGCCCAGAUGUGGCGCACUGUCCUAUGCCCGGAAUGCUGAUCACCGCUGAUUUUCACCUUUUAUCCAAUGGUAGGUGGUACUGGGAUCGUGUCACAAAUGUAUAUCCUUCUUAUUAUCUAGCGGAAGAGGACUCUGAUGAUGAAUAA
This is a messenger RNA of Acaulospora morrowiae, 2118 nucleotides long. NCBI's taxonomy places the organism in Eukaryota, Fungi, Glomeromycota, Glomeromycetes, Diversisporales, Acaulosporaceae. The record is from the annotation of a GenBank genome assembly.